This is a messenger RNA of Botrytis sinoallii, 318 nucleotides long. RefSeq lists its product as uncharacterized. The record is from RefSeq and is a predicted model, not a curated record. The coding region runs from base 1 to 318 and encodes 105 amino acids. Lineage: Eukaryota; Fungi; Ascomycota; Leotiomycetes; Helotiales; Sclerotiniaceae. The transcript has a single exon.
AUGCUUAAUCACUUCUCAUGGCGGCACAUUCCGGCCCUCUUGACUGCGGCCCCUAUGUUCCUGGGGGAACUAUUUCAUGGUCUUCUUGAACCAAAAGCCGCCCUCCUCACAUGGGGUAUGGUGGAGGAGGUUGCUCAAUCACGCGAGGCUCAGAUUGUCUAUUACGGACACACGAUGAGAACUAGUACACUGGGCAUUAUCUUUAUUGCUGUGUGGGAGCUUACGGUCAUUGGCAUUGGCAGAGUGGUAUUGGGGGAGGGACACAGCACAGACGGUAAUACGGAGUGUAUCGGAUUUGCAAUGGACUAUCGGUAUUGA